GUCACGUGAUGUUACAUUAGCUCGGUGACUCUGCUAUGUUUGUCGUUUGCAUUAACGUUUUAAAAAUGCCGCAUUUUUCGCUUUUGUCGGUUCACCUUCGUCGGAGGGUGCCCCGCGGCUGCCCCAAGACCCGUUUACAUCGACGCCGGGAGCAGAAUUUGAUUGAGAAAACGGCCGCUGUGGGGCCGCGCGUCACGUGACCAGCAUGCGGCGGAGCGUUUGAUAAAAAGAUGGCGUGAGCGCGGCGGAGCGGAGAGGACAACAACCCGCCGAUCGACAGACCGUCCAACCGACCGCCAGAUGGAUCCUGGACAGGAUUUACUUCUCGCUGCCCUAAGUGAGAGUGGCAUUUGCCCAAAUGAUAUUGGCCUAUUUGAUGUUGAUUCUCAGGAUGUUGCACAGCCCUCUACAACCCAGCAAUCUAUCUCCAUCAAUGCCCUGGAUGUUGGCGUGGGGGCAGAGACAGUGGAAGUUGUUCGAACUGAGCCUCCAGCUCCAGUCCCUAUAGUUACUUUCAGGCACAAACCUCAGCCAUCAACCACCACAUUUGUCUUAAAUCAGCUGAAUCAGUUGCCGUCGCUAGGAGCUGUCGCAACCAAACAAUCAGUUACAAACCCCAUCAAACACACCAUAACGGUCACCAAGGUGGUCCAUGUUGCUAAUUCAGCCCUGCGAGGUUCAUCCACCCCCUCCUCCACAACUGUUCCUCCUUCAGCUUCCACAGUCGUGCCUUCGAACAGAGAACAGCAGAUUCAGUUGAAAGAUCUUCUUAGGACCGGCCAUGUGAAGAGCACUGGCCUAAAGGGCAACAGUCUAAUGGAGCUGAUGAAGCUAAAGCCUCCACCUGACAUUGCUCCACCAGUAGCAACAGCUACAGGUCCAAGUGAAAUUAACAAUGGGAUCAAGAAGGAAGUAAUGGGUAAAGAUGCUGCCAGGAUCUGGAUUAGUGAUGACAUUAAAAUGCAAAACUUUUCACAUCCUCUGAAACCCCCAGGGAUGAAAGAAGAGGAUGAGCCUGAGGAGGAAGAGGAAGAUGAGUUGGGUCAUGCAGAGACUUAUGCAGAGUACAUGCCAAUGAAAUUAAAGAUUGGCCUGCGGCAUCCUGAUCCCGUGGUGGAGACCAGUUCCCUGUCCAGCGUCAACCCUCCAGAUGUGUGGUACCGACUGUCCAUCCCGGAGGAAACCAUUGAUCGGGGCAGCCUGUCUGCUCUGCAGCUGGAAGCCAUCACGUACGCAGCUCAGCAACACGAGACAUUCCUCCCCAGCGGUGACCGAGCUGCCUAUUUGAUCGGGGAUGGAGCUGGUGUGGGGAAAGGCCGAACCAUUGCAGGGAUCAUCUAUGAAAAUUACCUUUUAGGCCGGAAGAGAUCACUUUGGUUUAGUGUCUCAAAUGAUCUGAAGUAUGAUGCUGAACGGGAUUUAAGGGAUAUUGGAGCCAAAAACAUUCAGGUUCAUUCACUGAACAAGUUCAAAUAUGGCAAAAUCUCCUCAAAACACAACGGCAGUGUGAAGAAAGGUGUGAUCUUCGCCACCUACUCCUCCUUGAUAGGAGAGAGCCAAUCAGGAGGCAAGUACAAGACGAGAUUUGAACAGCUUCUCCACUGGUGCGGGGAGGACUUUGAUGGAGUUAUUGUCUAUGACGAGUGUCACAAAGCCAAAAAUGUGUGUCCAAUUGGUUCUUCCAAACCUACGAAAACCGGGCUCGCGGUGUUGGAACUGCAGAACAAACUCCCCAAGGCUCGGGUUGUGUAUGCAAGUGCUACAGGUGCCUCUGAACCUCGGAACAUGGCCUACAUGAACCGGCUGGGCAUCUGGGGGCACAAAACACCCUUCAGAGAAUUUGGCAACUUUAUUCAAGCUGUUGAGCGCAGAGGUGUUGGUGCCAUGGAAAUAGUAGCUAUGGACAUGAAACUGAGGGGGAUGUACAUAGCGAGGCAGUUGAGUUUUACAGGUGUGACUUUCAAGAUCGAGGAGGUUCCCCUGACUCAGAAGUACAUCUACAUGUACAACAAGUCUGUGAGGCUGUGGGUGAGUGCACGUGAGAAGUUCCAGCAGGCUGCGAAUCUGAUGGAUGCAGAACAACGCAUGAAGAAGUCCAUGUGGGGCCAGUUCUGGUCUGCUCACCAGCGAUUCUUCAAAUAUCUCUGCAUUGCAUCCAAAGUCCGCAGAGUGGUGCAGCUGGCCAGAGAGGAUGUCCAGAAUGGGAAGUGUGUGGUGAUUGGUCUUCAGUCCACCGGUGAGGCGAGAACACUGGAGGCCUUGGAGGAAGGAGGAGGAGAACUCAAUGACUUCGUGUCGACUGCAAAAGGUGUGCUGCAGUCCCUGAUUGAGAAGCACUUCCCAGCUCCAGACAGACAGAAGCUUUACAGCCUGUUAGGCAUCGACCUCUCAGCGAAGAAGACGCCCUCUCCCAGUGAAACCGCAGCGAAGCCUGAACAGAAAGGCAAGAAGAGGAAAGGUUCAGAGGUCAAAAAGCAGCAGAAAAAGAGGCCUCGCAAACACGGUGGUCUGUCGGGUACGAGCUCGGAGGAGAGCCAGUCGGAGGAUUCGGACAGAGACUCCGGUAAAGACUGCGACAGUGACGACAGCUUAAAGUCUGUCAGCUCAGCAGACGAAGACGACGAUUUCAACCCAUUCAGAGACGAGUCCGGCGACGACGAGGAAGACGAUCCCUGGCUAAUCAGAAAGGAACCAAAGAAAGGGAAAGAAAAGAAGAAGAAAAAGAGAAGGAAGAGCAUCGAUCCAGACUCCAUUCAAAGUGCCUUGUUAGCCUCCGGGCUGGGCUCCACCAGGCCUGCUUUCACUGCCCCCGUUAACCCCCCCAGCGCCCCUGCCACAGUCAAGCCGGAGAUUCAGGAUACCUGUCUGACAAGUCAGGACGCAGUGGAACAUGCCCAGAAAAUGAAGAAAGAUCUGCUGGAAAAACUUGAGCAGCUGGCAGAGGAUCUACCUCCCAACACUCUGGACGAGCUCAUCGAUGAACUGGGUGGACCUGACAAUGUCGCUGAGAUGACCGGACGUAAAGGUCGUGUGGUCAGUAAUGACGACGGCAGCAUCACCUAUGAGUCUCGCUCUGAGCUGGAUGUCCCGGUGGAAAUCCUCAACCUCACAGAGAAGCAGAGGUUCAUGGAUGGAGAGAAGAACAUAGCCAUCAUCUCAGAGGCUGCCAGCUCAGGUAUAUCCCUGCAGGCCGAUCGUCGAGUGAAGAACCAGCGGCGGAGAGUCCACAUGACACUAGAGCUACCGUGGAGUGCAGACAGAGCUAUACAGCAGUUCGGGAGAACUCACAGGUCAAACCAGGUCACGGCUCCAGAAUAUGUCUUCCUCAUAUCGGAGCUUGCAGGAGAGCAGAGAUUCGCAUCCAUUGUUGCCAAAAGACUUGAAAGCCUGGGGGCUCUCACUCACGGAGACCGAAGAGCAACAGAAACCAGGGAUCUCAGCCGGUUUAACUUUGACAACAAAUACGGCAGGAACGCUCUGGAAAUUGUGAUGAAGUCGAUCGUAAAGCUCGAUUCUCCAUUAGUGUCUCCGCCCUCUGACUUUAAAGGGGACUUCUUCAAAGAAAUUCAAAGUGGAUUAAUAGGUGUGGGCCUGAUAAAUGUGGAGGACAGAUCUGGCACGCUCUCGCUGGACAAAGACUACAACAACAUCGGGAAGUUCCUGAACCGUAUUUUGGGCAUGGAGGUGCAGCAGCAGAACGCCUUGUUCCAGUACUUUUCUGACACACUGGCAGCAGUCAUACAGGAAGCCAAGAAGAAUGGCAGAUAUGAUAUGGGCAUUCUCGAUCUGGGCUCCGGUGAUGAGAAGGUGAAGAAGGUCGACUGCAGGAAAUUCCUAACGCCAGGCUACACCACAUCAGGACAUGUGGAACUCUUCACCGUGAGUGUGGAGAGAGGAAUGUCGUGGGAAGAAGCCACACAUGCUUGGGCAGAUCAGAAUGGACCAGAUGACGGUUUCUAUGUACAGAUGAGGAACAACAAGAAAACAGCCAUACUGGUCAAAGAGGUGAACACCAAGAAGCGGCUGUUCCUGGUGCACAGGCCAAACACCGGCAAACAACUCAAACUGGAGACGUACACAGACAUCAAGAAGAAGUUUAAAAAGGUCUUGUCAGAAGACGCUAAGCAGCACUGGACUGACCAGUACAAGUCGUCUGCAAGAAUCUGCUCUCAUGCAUAUUGGCGGGGGAACUGUAAGAAGGCGUCGGUGGGUCUGCAGUGUGAAGUCGGUCUCCGGUGCAGGACGUACUACGUUCUGUGCGGCUCGGUGCUCAGCGUGUGGAACGAGCUGGAGGAAGUGCUAACGCCGGUCAGCGGAACCAAUGUGAAGGUGCAGAUCGUCCGCCUCAGAACAGAAGACGGACAGAGGAUAGUUGGUCUGAUCAUUCCAGCGAACUGUGUGUCUCCAUUAAUUAACAAGCUGUCGACGUCGGACCAGUGCCAGCAGCUGGCUGUGCAGGAGCAGCAGAAGCGCCAGCAGCUCCACCCUCAAAGUCUGAGUCACGCACCCAACACAUAGUUUGAGGUGGACCGCUUGGCUUCAUGGGAGUCGAUCCCAUCUCCACCCCUUGAGUUCACGUCCCAUUCUAAAGGGAUCUGGCUCCAUCAAUGUCUAUCUCUGCACUGCAGGCUCCAGGACCGCCGUCCCUCGUUGUGCACCCUCACGCCCCCUUUUUCCCAUCGUCGAGGGUCAGGUGUUGCACCGAGCUGUCGUGGUUCUCAGAUGUAAAGCAGUGGUUGUACAGAGAGAAGAUUUCAGGGUUUUUUCUUUUAAUUUUAAUCUCCAGAGACUCUUGUUUUCACCUAGAGCGAUUUGACAGGUGAUGUAUUGUCCUCUGACAUUCAGAGUGAAAAGAUUUGUGAUAUAUUGGUCCAGACAGAGUUUAAACCUAGAGAGCCUGUGGCUGUUAUCCACUCCUCACACAUGCUUUAGUCUGUUUAGUCCAGAUUACCUGGUAUGAAGCAAAGACUUUUAUUUCUUGGUCCAGACCAAAGGUGGACGAGACAAAGACAACUAUGUCUUUCAGAGCCGGAGAACUUCUUAGUCAUUAAACAAAAAAAAUAGCAUUUAAUGCUGAACUACAAUCCCAUAGUAAUAUAUGAUGAGCACUGUUAGUCAGUUUUUCCCUCCUCGUUAUUGUUCAGCACUAACGGAGAGAGAGAAUUGGUUCUUUGUCCUUUGACUAUUACUCCAGUUAACUGCAGGAAACCUGAUGUGUGCUGUUUUCUGAUGCUUUGUAGACGUUUUCACUCACGAGACAAAGACCAAAAUGUCAUUACUGUCAAAAACCUCUUUCAUCACUAUCACAGACCAGUUUGCUUUUGCUUUUAUCUUUGUUUUGCACAUGGAUCUCAAAGUGAUCAAAGUUCCUUGGUUCCUUUUUUUUUUUUUUUUUAAUUCCAUUUUCAUAAUUGUGUUCCUCUUUGUCUAUAACCGUCAGGAGUUUGUCAAAUGUGCCUUUGUAUCAGUAGAAACAGCCGCUGCAGUCAGGCACCUUUACAAAGCACUAACAAGGAAAGAUUUGGUUCAGUGUCAGCUGUCCGCUUUCUCUAUUUAUAGCAGGUGAAAGUAAGAAAAUAAUGUUGACACAGUUAAACAUCAGAGGAAUAAGCUAAGCUUGUGUUAUCAACAAACCGGCCUUUCUUUCCAGACAAUGGAUAUUUGGUUUAUGCAGUCAGAGCUGCACAGUGUUUUCAUUACAAAUGAAAAUGUAAAAAAAAAAAAAAAGUCUCCCUGCUUUUAAUAAGCAGCAAUCACACACUUAAUCAAUUGUUUAAAUCGCACUAUAAUGUGGUUAUAAGCAGAUAUAAAGACAUUUUGUUCAGUGUUUAACAGUUACAACUUCUCCUAUGAAGAUGCAUUUUAUAUUACAACUGUGUUUUAAUAUACUGUCAUUCAUCUCUUUAUACACCAGUAUCCACUUAUGGGUGUCCACAGGAGUUACCUAGUUGACAAAUACAUUAACAAACACUUAAAUCUGUUUAUAGUCAAAUUAUCGUGUGUGAUAAAGCAUUUAUUAAAUGUUUGUUUAUUGCUUAUAAAUGCUAAAUAUUGGGACGUGAUGUUGCUACAGAUGUUACUGCUGUUUUAUUUCAGCAGUUAAGAUUUGAGCUUCUUGAUCCCAGUCAAUCAAAACACUUUAUUUUUGUAGAAUGAAUAAAAAAAAAAAAAAAAAACCCACCUUUGGUCUUUACCUCGACUUUGCCUCAGUCAACUUAUUCCUGGUGUUGGUGUUGGUGAUGCCUGGCUGAACUAGCUGUUAAUUCAAAUGAAAAACAAACACUAUAAAGCAGCCAAGGAAUUCUGAGAAAUGAGAAAUGCAUGUCCUUGACAAAGACCCAUCACUUUCUGAUUUUUGAGCAGGUUUCAGAGCAGCCACAGUGAUGUGCUCAGAUGUUUUCUUUCCGAUUUUUUCUUCCCCUUCUUUGCCUUUUUUUUUUUUUUUUAAAUGGAAAUCCGCUCAGGGGUUAAACUCAUACAAAGACCCUCUUUGAAAAACAAAACAAAGAAAAUCUUGGGUUUUACAGUGUAUCUGAAACGCAUGACUACACCUCUACUCAGUGAUGUUACUCUGGCUCUGUCUACAGCUGUGUUCACAGCUCCUUAUCUUCACAGUACAUGUUCCUAAAACACCUCUCUCUAAUCCCUCUGCUUUCUUGAGCCCAGGUGUAAUUAAAUUCAAUGAUUGCUUCUGUUGAAUAGUGUACCUCUUUGCCUCCUCAGUCCUGUAUUGCAUUAUACUCGAUCUGCACUGGAAGGGACAGACCAAAGUCUGGAUACAUGAGCUGUCCUAAUAGCUGAUAAUUAAAGAUGUGUUUUCUGCCACAGUGCGCUCGGACACAUCUGAACCUGUGGAUUAGUUUCUGUUAUUAAGUGUGUGUGUUCUCUCCUGGUUUUCAUUGAUGCAUUUAAAGGCAGGUGAAAAAGGAAGGAAAAAGUCUUUGUAUCAUACCAAUGUGGAUUUUGUACAAUUUGUAAAAGGAUCCAAACUGAAAUUUCUUCAUGCAGCACAUCUCAACUGUUGGGGACAGUAUAUGAGGAAAAGGCCUUGAUGAAAAAUAUCUGUAAGGUCUGCUCUCGAAAUUCAAAGUCACAUAUUUUAACUUCUUGAAUGUGCACCAUAUAUAAGCCAACAAACUCAUGUUUUUAUUUUGUCUUUUGAGAUGUCGUGUACAUGAGCUGCUGACGUGAUGGUAACAUUGUUUUUGAGUGACGUUAAAAAGUCACGGCAGAUCGGCUCCUCUGACGUUGAAACACUUGAAGGACUUUUCGUUUUCUUUUUCUUUUCUUUUAUCAUUGCACGAGUUGCACUACUGACAAGAGUUGUACAAAAAUUCGACAUUACCUGUACAUGAAUGAGUGCGAUGCUCAAUAAAGCUUGGUAUACUUCUA
Molecule: messenger RNA, 7392 nt
Organism: Seriola aureovittata
Lineage: Eukaryota; Metazoa; Chordata; Actinopteri; Carangiformes; Carangidae
Gene: sbno1
Product: strawberry notch homolog 1 (Drosophila)
Exons: 33
Coding region: 301-4518 (1405 amino acids)
Biological process (GO): regulation of DNA-templated transcription
Cellular component (GO): nucleus
Molecular function (GO): chromatin DNA binding; histone binding
Source: RefSeq, a predicted model, not a curated record